Sander lucioperca (pikeperch) is the source of this 6305-nucleotide messenger RNA. Its product is annotated as mitogen-activated protein kinase kinase kinase 11. The coding region runs from base 1231 to 4371 and encodes 1046 amino acids. Gene Ontology annotation, molecular function: ATP binding; JUN kinase kinase kinase activity; protein binding. The transcript is spliced from 10 exons. Gene Ontology annotation, cellular component: centrosome. Gene Ontology annotation, biological process: positive regulation of apoptotic process; protein phosphorylation; microtubule-based process. The record is from RefSeq and is a predicted model, not a curated record. NCBI's taxonomy places the organism in Eukaryota, Metazoa, Chordata, Actinopteri, Perciformes, Percidae.
UGACUCUUUUCCUGUUGGGAGAGAAGAAGUUGUUAAACCCCACCCUCUCUACUGACGGUAAGCACGGACGUAGAAGUGGUUCGAGGUCCGGACGAGUGAACGCUGACUGACCGAGGAAGAGGAAUAUGAUGAAGAACUUAUGUUGGAGUUAUUGCGCUGUUUUGGAUACCGACUGAAACCACCGAGCUGGACCAGGCAACUUCGCUGAACUCCCCCAUUAGGAACUAACGGGAUUUGUUUUUACUGCGUGUUUUCUCUCUGGGAAGUAAAGUCAAGCAGGGUUGGAUAGCUCUUCCUGUUACAAAGUCGGUGGUUCCUACGUGUUUUUUUUAAUGUUGUGAUAAAGCCCGGCUCAUUGUGUGCUUCUGGUAACACCGUAAGUAUGGAUACCGUCGCUCAAAGGGAUGCUGGGUUUCCUGCGGGAGCGCCGCAAAGUUGCGGUCAGACGCCGUUAUUGGAGAUUUAGUUAGGUUUACUAAUGCGAACUGCUUAGCCCUGAAAACUUGUCGUAAAACACUGGUUGGCUGGACUGAAUGCUCCUUUCCUGCUAUUCUUCUCCGCUUAGCAGCGCUUCCUGCUUGUGGUGGCCACUGCACUUAAUGGCUAAAAAUACAUUUAAAAAAAACCCUCCAAAUGGACAGCUGAAUGUACCUAGUGGCGACGGUCAUUUGUAAUACUGGUAUUUUACACAACAAGCUUUGGAUAGGCUACUUUUAUUUGUGUCUUUACACUUUUUUUAGUGUUUAAAAAAUCCGAACUCAACAGGUGGCAGUUUUGAAUGAGUGAAGGGAAGAGCUCAUUUACCCACGAUGAGGUGAUUCAAGAGCCUCUCUUCAAAUACAGGCCAAUGUGCUCAAACCAUUUUGGGAAACCACACAUCACUUGAACAGAGAGACAUUCCGUUUUAGACAGCGCUGCCUUUCUGAGCUCUGAACCCCUUUCUCAUUAUCACACAAAAUCAAUCUCUCAACCUGAUUCUGUAUUUUCAAAGCGGAGAGCUUUGCAUGUGAUGUCCAGACGAAUGAAAGACACUUACCAUUCAGUUCUAUUUGAAUCCUCUCCUGCAGCCCGCUUGUUGGUCAAGCUCUUGAACACAUUUCACUGGUCCCUGAUGAACCAACAAGAAAGACAGGAAAGGGAGCGAGGCGCGAUAAAGUACUCCUUUGUACUUUAUUUUCAAACCCUUUGGGUGCAAAAUCAGAUCCAGUCUAAACAUCUGCUUGAGGCUCCAUGGAGCCACUGAAGAACAUAUUCAGUCGUGGCCCACUGUCCAACUGGAAAAACUUGGAUCAGUCGCAGAAAGGGAACUUCACCAACCCUGUGUGGACAGCCUUAUUCGACUAUGAGGCGUCCUGUAAAGACGAGCUCACCUUGCGUAAGGGGGACCUGGUGGAAGUCCUGUCUCUGGACUCUGAGAUAUCCGGCGAUGAGGGCUGGUGGGCGGGUAAAGUCAACAACAAGGUGGGCAUCUUCCCAUCCAACUACGGCUCCUUCAAGCCAAAUGGAUACGGGAAGCUUCCGGGCAGCACCGUUGUCGCCGAGCUCAACCCGGCCGUGGUGGGCAAGUUUGAACCCGACGUGCUGGAUUUCCGGGACCUGAAGCUGGAGGAGGUCAUCGGGGUGGGGGGCUUUGGGAAGGUGUACCGCGGGACAUGGCGAGGCCUGCUAGUGGCCGUGAAGGCCGCCCGGCAAGACCCUGAUGAGGAUAUCAGCGUGACGGCGCAGAACGUCAGGCAGGAGGCGCGUUUGUUCGCCAUGCUCACUCACCCCAACAUCAUCGCCCUGAAGGGCGUCUGUCUGCAGGAACCCAACCUGUGCCUCAUCAUGGAGUACGCCUCGGGUGGGGCGCUGAGCCGGGCACUGGCGGGGCGUCGCAUUCCUCCACACGUCCUGGUCAACUGGGCCGUGCAGAUAGCCAGAGGGAUGUUGUACCUGCACAGCGAGGCCAUCGUCCCCGUCAUCCAUCGGGAUCUCAAGUCCAACAACAUCCUUCUGGCUCAGCCCAUAGAGAAUGAAUGUAUGGAGGGUCUGACGUUGAAGAUCACGGACUUCGGCCUGGCGAGAGAGUGGCACAAGACCACCAAGAUGAGCACGGCCGGCACCUACGCCUGGAUGGCCCCCGAGGUCAUCAAGUCCUCCACCUUCUCCAAAGGCAGCGACGUCUGGAGCUAUGGCGUUCUGCUGUGGGAGCUGCUAACGGGAGAGGCGCCCUACAAAGGGAUUGAUGGACUCGCCGUUGCCUACGGAGUCGCUGUCAACAAGCUCACCCUGCCCAUCCCUUCCACGUGCCCCGAACCCUUCGCUCAGCUCAUGUCAGAGUGCUGGGACCAGGACCCCCACCGCAGACCCAAUUUCAGCUCCAUCCUGACCCAGCUGAUGGCCCUGGAGCAGCAGGUGAAGGAAGAGAUGCCACAGGAAUCCUUCCAUUCCCUGCAGGAGGACUGGAAACUGGAGAUCCAGGACAUGUUUGACGAAAUCCGGGCUAAAGAGAAGGAGCUGCGAUGUCGCGAGGAGGAGCUGAAGCGAGCGGCUCUGGAGCAGAAGUCCCACGAAGAGUUCCUGCGGCAGCGCGAGCAGCAGCUGGCCCAGUGGGAGCAGGACGUGUUUGAGCGCGAGCUCAGCCUCCUCAUCCUCCACCUGAACCAGAACCAGAACCAGGAGAAGCCCAACGUCAAGAAGAGGAAGGGCACCUUCAAGAAGCACAAGCUCAAGUGCAAGAACGGCGAGAAGAUCAGCAUGCCUCAAGAUUUCAUCCAUAAGAUCACGGUGCAGGCUUCCCCAGGCCUGGAGAAGAGGCGGAACUCUCCGGAUUUGGGUUCGGGCUCCUCACCCUCCUUCGGCCCACGCUUCCGUGCAAUUCAACUCAGUCCCAGCGACAACAGCCGGUCGUUUGGUCUGAGCUCGGCCUGGCCCCUAGAGGCCCCUUCUCAUAAACAGACCAAUGGAGACCUGAGGUUGGGCCCCCACUGGAGGCCCCAGAGCCCAAAAAGUCCCAAAAGCCCUAAAGUCCUGCGCCUCAGUCCCCAGGAAAGCAGUCUGUCUAUGAGGGCCAAGCUGCUGGAGUCAGACAGCAAUGAGAGGGGGGAUACCAAGGAUGACUUUGAGGAGUACAGACCCAGCGCGCCGACCCCUCCCACUGCUCAGAACGGCUCGUCAGUGAAGGACAGCCUGCGGCUUCCUCUACCUCAGCGAGACUCGCUCAGCGAGGACGGGGGUUCCUCCCCGGCUGGCUCCCCCAGGCCCGAGAGGGGUUCCCACGGGGGCCAAAUAAAGGGCACUCACCGGGCCCUGCUGGGCAGUGGCUCCCUCCUGGCCUCCAUAGGACUAGGACGCUGCCUGGAUAUUCCCCCAAGGGUGCCCCCUCGAACUAACUUCCCUUCCCUAGAGAACCGCACCCCCUCGGAACUAGAGAUCUCCUCCCCUAUGCCCCUCAUUUCAGACCCCCCCGUGGUGGACGAUCUCAUCACCUUCUCCACAUCCGAGCUGCUCCCCAGACCGCUCUUGGAUCUAGCUCUGCAGUACCAGGAACUGAAGCCCUUGCCCCUGACGCCGCCCCCGCCCAUCCCCCGGGAGAGGAGCGGCCACCGGACGCCGCAGGUCCCGCACAGCCCGCAGAGCCCCAGGAGCCCCCCGCGGCAUGGCAAGGCCAGCCCAGGGGAAUGGACCCCGUGUUCCCAUUCCACUAACGGGGACCUGGGCUGUGUGGCCUGGGAGCCUAGAGCUGACAGGAGGAGGAGGUCCAGCCAAGGCCUGCACACCGCUCAGCUAGUUUUGGACCUGCCCUUGUGCCAAGACACACAGGACUCUGAUGACAAGCCUUCAGUGGCCUCCUCCCUCCACCUCAACCCUGCCCUCUGGAGCCCCAAAUCCCGCCGGCUGGAGGUCAGCGUCAUCCCCCGGCCCCGCCCGUCCCCCAUCCGCCCCCGCAUCGACCCCUGGAGCUUCAUCUCGGCCGGUGGCGGGAACUCGGCCGGCGGCCGCAGCCCACACCGCUCGGACGGCAACCCUCUGGGCUACCAGCCCUCCCCUACCAACCCUUUCACCAACUGUGACCCCUUCCCCUCACCGGACUGUGACCCCUUCGCCCUGAAGGCUGACCCCUCGUGCGGCUCGGACAUGCCCUCCCCCUUCGACCCCUUCUCGGCUCCCUUCGCCACCUCCCGGUCUGCCCCGUGCUCCACUAACGGCUCGCCCACGCUGCCCUCGUUCCGUAUCGCGCCCCUCAACCUGGCCGACUCGCCCCUCAUCGACCUGAGCUGGUCGGCCUGCGGCAAGCCCCUGGACGGCACCAAAGAGAGAGCUCACCCCCGUAAGACACUGGGGCUCAAGCCCUUCAAGUCCCCGACGCAACUCAGAGACGAUAGGUUCUAAACCUGUGACUUUGGCAAAGCCCUGGUUUUUAUCACAGGAGUCCAGUCCCCUUUCCACUACUAUGUCCUACAUCUAAACAAGGUUUUGGAAUCUUUAAAAAAAAAAAAAAGAAAUAAAAAAAAAAAAAAAAAACCUGCACACCCACUAAGGGGAGGUUUCCCCAAUGGGAGCCUCAAUCAUUGCUAACCUAUUUGUAUGCCGGCCUGCUGCUUGGGAAAGCUGAAAGCCAGUGAAAGGUGGUACAUUGGAUUGUGGGAUAGCUGCUUUUUAAGCCAAUAGCUGGUGUCCAUUUCAUUCUCCCGCUCUAUCUUGGUUUCUCUAUCCCUUUUGAAGGAGCAGAAUACAGAUCACUAGUCCCAUCUUCAGAUUCUAUCAGAUUGUUCAUAUCACCUACACCCCCCCCUCCCCCCCACACACACACAAGACACACACACACACACACACACACACACACACACACCUUUGAAGCAUUAUGACAUAGGUGAAUGCAGAGGUGGAUAAGGCGACUUGCACAGCUUCAUCUGCCUCUACUUCUCUGCAGACUGAAAGCAUUCAGGACAAUGGGAAAUUGGAGUGCCUUAUUUUCGUGAAGUGCUUUUAUUAUACAUAUAUAUCUUUUCAAGAUUUCUUGAAUGGUUAAUCUGGUGUGUAGGGAAGAUGCUAUGAAUUUGGCAUAAAUUAGCAAAUCAGCUUAGCAUUGCUGUGGAAGAAAAUGUCGUCUGCGUGCGUGUGUGCGUGUGUGUCUAGACUCAUUGUUCAAGGACAGCUUACUGUUUUUGCUUUUUUUUCUUAAACAGCAUCUGCCUGUUGCAUUAUGGGAGAAAGCACUCAGAGUGGAUUUUCCAGGCCACAUAUGAAAUCCGAGACAAAUCCAUGACCCAGACAUUCCACGUGGAAGCAGAUAAAAUUCCAAACACAUUCCCCUCCAAAUGCCAGGCAUUGGACAGAUUCAUUCGGCUGGCUGGCUGGCAGGCGGCACGGCACAGGAAACAGGACGGGGGAGCCCUCUGCAUUCCCUUCGUAUGCCAAAGAAUGCCACUGUGGCAGUGUAAGGGCUGGGGACAAAAAGUAUUUGCAAAUACAUUGUUUUUACCUCCAUGGAGUGCCGGACGGGCGGGGUCUGCCACACUGGACAUUACGGUGAAAGUUGAGGCGAUCACAGAUAGUAUUUAAACAUAACUCUGAUAUGCUUUUCUGUGGUUAUCUUUUUAUUAUUAUUAUUAUUAUUAUCCAGGCUGUCUUACCCGUCUGAUGCUGCAGGAAGGUAAGACCAAAUACCGUUGAGUAUUUGCAAAUACUACAAUACAAGUCUGUAUGGAAGCUUCACUGCUGAGUACUUUAUUUAUUUGUACAGUCCACCAGAGUAGCAGUAGCCUCGCAAAGCCGGCCCAUGAUUUUGCGGUGUCGUGGACCACACGCCACUUCUCUCCUUGACCUGAUUGGAUUGCUUUCUUGUCGAGAAACUGCAGAUAGCAGAAGCUUAGCUUAGCUUAGCAUAAAGACCGGAAGUAUGGGGGAAACAGCUGGCGUGGCUCUUGUCUUUCUAAAAAUCCGCCUUUCAGCUCCUCUCUGUCGUUUGUUUGAUAGCAGUGACUUCCUGGAGUUGUAUUGUCCCGAUAAGGUGGCCAGGCAGCAGUCUUGUGUAAAGUACUUGAAAGCAAAACUUGAGUAAAAGUCAUCUUUGGAAUGUUACUCGAGUAAACGUCUAAGUAUCUUAGUAUCAGAUUUUUACUGUACUUAAGUAUCAAAAGUAAUUUUCUGAUCGUUAACGUACUUAAUUAUUAGAAGGAAAAGUUUAAAAAAAACUUUGAUUAUGAACUUAAUUGCGUCUGUUACGUUGGCGGCAGAGCCUGCAGCAGGUGCUUCCAUUAUUAUGCCUCCUCCUCCUCUUCUUCGUUUUGGCGCUUGGCAACAACGGAGCGUGCAUUAACCAG